CCUCAUGUUGAUCUGGGCGAAGCCGAGUUCGAACCUCUUCAAGAAACCCUAUCACGAUACCAGUCAUUUGUACCAAGGUUUUCACUUCCCUCUCAACAUGCGUUCAAUCGAUAUAUAAAUGCGUAUUUUGACUCAUUCCAUCCGCAUUUGCUGUUCAUACAUCCGUCCACUUUCAAUCAUGCAACGGGCAACCUCGAACUUGUGCUGUCAGUUGCUGCUGCCGGCGCACAAUAUCGGUUCGAACAUCAACAAUGCGUGACGCUGUUCUUUGCUGCCAGUGAUAUUCUCCAUGCACGGAUGAGAGAGAGGCGAGGAGUAUCAGACAGAUCAAGGCUGUCGGUAAGCAUAAACGAAGACUCCGAUCCAUCUGGUCUAGACCGGGGGCUACAAUACCAAGCGUGCACAGAUGUGGUUGACACUGAGAACCAUGAUGACUCUCAAUCUCGAUCAAAAGUGCUCCUGAUGGAUGAUGCUCGUUGAUGUUGAAUCUGAUUGUUUUUCCACAUGGAGAAUCGAUCGACACAUUCAUCACACAACUUUGGCGCUGCGAAGCAGUCUGGUCCAAUGUGUGCGAGAUGCCGGUCUUGAUGAUAGAGGUUCAGAUCUCGACGAUGACAAACUUGGGUGGCAGGCGUGGGCAGAAAGGAAUCUGACAAACGCACCAAAUUACUCGCCUUCGCUUUCCUGAAUAUUCAGAGCCUGGCCUACAUUAUCCCGUCCAUCCUGCUGGCAGAGGAGCUUAAUUUGAGAAUGCCUUCGUAAAGCAAGGAGUGGGCAGCAACAAGUCAAGAGCAUUGGCAUGCACUACGUCAUGAUGGCCGUCAUCUGGCCCAAGGCCGGGUCGCUGAGACAUUGUCUCGUCUGCUGAAAUCUGAUGGUGCUACCAAUAUCGAGCCGGCUCCAUCGGCCCUGGGUAAUUAUGUGUUAUUGCACGGCUUAUUGCAGCGGGUAUUCUCCUGAGGCAAUCUUUUGCCUUCAAAUUUGACCAUUCUACUUCUAGGAAUUCUCUUCGCUCAUGGACAAUCGCCUGGCAAGAAGCACCCGAGUCCAGCCUCGAUCCACGCAAUCCGAACGGGCCUAUACCAUUUACUUCAGCCGGUCUCCUCGGACUCAUACAUUGCCGCCUAUGCUUGGACGCCGGCGCAUUCAGAGCCCUGGACUCGAAAAGUCCACAAAAGAUCGCCAAUACGCUUCUCAACAUAACUCCGAUCCAAGGUAGACCUAUGCUGGAACGAGCUCUUCUCCACGCCACACAUUCUCUUAACAUUCCGGUCAAAUUGGGUGUAGCAUAUGUCGCGCGGAGCCGGGGCUUCUUUUGGAGUAUCCAACAUGCGCUUUGUGCCCUCGAAUACGCGGUGUUACUAAGCAAAUGGCUUCACGACUUG
Messenger RNA from Exophiala aquamarina CBS 119918, 1385 nucleotides. RefSeq lists its product as uncharacterized. The transcript is spliced from 2 exons. Lineage: Eukaryota; Fungi; Ascomycota; Eurotiomycetes; Chaetothyriales; Herpotrichiellaceae. Gene Ontology annotation, biological process: DNA-templated transcription; regulation of transcription by RNA polymerase II. Gene Ontology annotation, cellular component: chromatin. Gene Ontology annotation, molecular function: DNA-binding transcription factor activity, RNA polymerase II-specific; zinc ion binding; RNA polymerase II cis-regulatory region sequence-specific DNA binding. The record is from RefSeq and is a predicted model, not a curated record. The annotation marks the transcript as partial.